Microsporum canis CBS 113480 is the source of this 2322-nucleotide messenger RNA. Its product is annotated as RNA-binding protein. Gene Ontology annotation, molecular function: nucleic acid binding. Gene Ontology annotation, cellular component: U2-type post-mRNA release spliceosomal complex. The record is from RefSeq and is a predicted model, not a curated record. Bases 1 to 2322 code for a protein of 773 amino acids. Lineage: Eukaryota; Fungi; Ascomycota; Eurotiomycetes; Onygenales; Arthrodermataceae. The transcript has a single exon. Gene Ontology annotation, biological process: spliceosomal complex disassembly.
AUGGAUUCCUCAUAUCGCCCUUCCUUUGCAAGGCCGAAACGAAAGAUCGGUGAUUUGGACUCGGAGGAAGAAGACGAAGAGGCAUACGCAAGGCCAUCUUUUGGCUUUCAAGGGUUUGCGCCUGCUUCAACCCGUUCGCCGUCUCCCCCAACCAUGGCAUCCAAAGCUACUCGCCCAUCAUGGAAAACCCCAGCAAACAAUGGGAAAUCUGGGGGCAAGUCAACUCCUAUGGUAGCCAACAGCUUUGCGGCCCGUAUGAUGGCGAAGAUGGGCUACGUGGAAGGUCAGGGUCUUGGUACAAGCGGGCAGGGUAUCCUUAACCCCGUCGAAACGGUUCUCCGGCCGCAAGGCGUCGGUUUAGGUGCGGUCAAGGAGAAAUCGCAGCAGGCAAAAGAUGAAGCCAAACGGGAAGCUGCUAGGAGAGGAGAGGUUCUGGAAACCAGCUCAGAUGAAGAGCGCAAACUACGUCAGAAACGCAAAGAAAGAAGACAGCGAGAAGGGACUAGUGGAAGUGGAACAAGUACUCCUAGAGGCCCAGCAAAGCCGAAAUACAGGACAGCACGGGAAAUUGAAGCUGAUGCGGCUGGACUGGCGGUUCCAAAUGUGUUAAAAUCCUUGGUCGAUGCUACUGGUAAAGAACAGAAGCUCUUGACGUCAACAGCUGGUCUGAUGACUCCCAUGGAGUUCGUUAAUGCAAAUGAGGGCGAAGCUUGGAAGAUUGCUCGCCGCGCCCGCCAUGACCUCGAGGCCUUUGCGGAUGAAUGGAAAGGACUUAGCGAGAGGAAGAAGUUCGUCGAACUAGAGGAAGCACAAAUUGUGGAUGAGAUGGACACACAGCAAUCCAAGCUGGAAAAAGUAACUGCCUUGACACAUUCCAUCGAAGGACUAGAAAUAACCGGCCCUGAUGACAGCCUUGAUAAGAGAUGGGAAGAUAUUACGAUAAAGUUGGAGGAGAUUGAGACAAAUUAUCAAGACCUUGUUGAUGAAUGUCAACUUCCUGAAGUUGCUGUUGCGGCUGUCCAUCCGCUGUUGAAAGAAUCUUUAGAGGAGUGGGCUCCCUUAUCGAAUCCUACAUACCUAAUCUCUAAUUUCCGCCGCUUACAUCGAUUUAUGUCCCAUUCGAAAAAGGCGAACGGCGAGACGCACAGAUACCGUCAGUCGACUACGCCCUAUGAGUCUAUGAUGUACUCCUUGUGGCUUCCUAGAGUUCGGUCCGCUUUGCUAAAUGAGUGGGAAGUUCAUGACCCUGGUCCUGCGACAUCGCUCAUAGAAGAAUGGAAGGGUCUGCUACCUGAAUUUGUAUAUUCUAAUAUACUAAAUCAAGUCGUUGUUCCUAAGCUCAGCGCAGCCAUAAAGGCCUGGAAACCAAAGAGUAGUAAAAAUAACGGGUCGUCACAACACUUUCCGUGGUGGCUUUUUGACUGGCUACGUCAUCUCGAUGAACACCAUACCGACCCCAAGGCACCGACUGGGCUCAUGUCUGACGCAAAGAGAAAGUUCCGUGUACUUUUAGAUACAUGGGAUCUAGGUCGUGGCCUUGUCAACAAGAUAGAACUGUGGAAAGAUGUUCUCGGCUCGGAGUUUGACAAAGCACUUCAAAACCAUCUCCUACCCCGGUUGGCCCGCCAUUUGCGAGAACAGUUUGACGUCAACCCACAGGAUCAAGACCUAACUGCGUUUGAAGAUGUCAUGAAAUGGAGGCCCUUUUUUAAAGCCGACGUUCUAGGGCUUUUACUUUCCGCAGAGUUUUUCCCAAAAUGGCAUGCUAUUCUGCACCUCUGGCUCACCUCAGAACCAAACUAUAACGAAGUUGGCCAGUGGUUCACCUGGUGGAAAUCUCAGAUACCAGACGAAAUUAACACCAUUCCUGAAGUUACAGAAGAAUGGAACCGAGGCCUCGAAACAAUCAAUCUUGCCCUUGACCUGGGAGACAAGGCAAAGACAGAUCUCCCUCCUCCACCCGCCCCUUCGUCUCAUCCGGCGCAUCAAAAGAAGACAAAUGGCAAGCAUCGUGAUAAACAUGCAACGUCUGCAAAUGUGAAACCAACGAAGCCGCAAAAGGUACAGAUUGAGGAACCUUCCUUUAAAGAUAUCGUUGAAGAAUGGUGUGGAGAUGAAGGGCUCAUCAUGGUUCCCCUUCGCGAAGCCCAUCUACAGAGCGGCCUCCCCUUGUUCAGAAUUACAGCAAGCGCCAAUGGGAAGGGUGGUGUUCUUGUUUAUCUAAAGGGAGACGUAGUGUGGGCUCAGAACAAGAAGGUCAAGGACGCCUGGGAGCCCACAGGGCUGGAUGCAGGGCUCGUUUCUCGUGCUGAAGGGAAUUAA